UAGGAGCGUGACCAAUGCAAAGCCUUGAAAUAUUCCGAUCCACAAACGACGCCGUAUUACCCCAAAUUCCCAACCCAGCCACAAGCAGACUAUAUAAAUAGCCCCAAAUUACAACACUUAAAAUGUCCAUUUCAUUUAAUUACAUAAAAAAAAGAGAAAAAAAAUCCCAUCAAAUUAAAAAACAAAACAAAAAUCAUGCAAUUUGCUGUAGCGCCACCAAGCCCGUCGAUGUUCGCGCCGUCGCCGAGGCCAUUGUCUCCGGUUUUCUGCAAGUGCGCCACCUCCCCUCCGCCGCCGCCGGCGCUGUCUCCUUCGCCACCGGCUUUCCCGCUCCAACAUGUGCGGAAGCCGCCAGAGGCUGUAGAGUCUCCGAAGGAGUCGUCGAUGUUGAAGAGGAAAAGGUCGCUGUUGGGGCUUGAUUCGAUGAGGAUUGACAUUACGCGGCCGAUCUUAGGGUUUGAGAGCUGGGGGGCGGCGCCGGAGAUUGAUAGUUGGCGGGAGGUGGAGUCUGAGCGGGAUGGUUAUUCGGUGUGUUGUAAGAAGGGGAAAAGGGCCGGCGUCAUGGAGGAUCGCUACGCCGCCGUUGUAGGUCUUCAAGGGGAUUCCAAGCAGGCUUUCUUUGGUGUAUUUGACGGUCAUGGGGGCAUUCAAGCUGCAGAAUUUGCGGCAGAGCAUUUACAUAAGAAUGUUAUGAAAGUAGUGACUGAAAAAGGUGAAGAAAUCGAGAGGGCGGUCAAGGAGGGGUACCUCACCACAGAUGCCGAGUUUCUCAAGAAAGAUAUCGGUAGUGGGACUUGUGCUGUGACUGCAUUCAUCCACGAAGGGCAUCUUGUGGUCUCGAAUGCCGGGGAUUGUCGAGCGGUCUUGAGCCGGGGAGGUGUUGCCGAGGCCCUCACAGUCGAUCACCGAGCCUCGCUGCUUGAAGAAAGACAAAGGAUUCAGAGUCUGGGUGGUUUUUUAUUCUAUGCACAUGGAGUUUGGAGGGUAAAUGGUUCUCUUGCUGUGUCCAGAGCAAUUGGAGAUAGGGAUCAUAAAGAAUCGGUUAUAGCUGAUCCCGAAACCAAAGUGCUUGAAAUUAGUCCGGAAUGCGAGUUUUUGAUCCUGGCCUCUGAUGGCUUGUGGGAUAGUGUAGGCAAUCAGGAAGCCGUAGAUUUAGUCCGAUCUCUAUGUGUUGGCGUGGACAAGCAGGAACCUUUAUCCGCUUGCAAGAAGCUCGUUGAUUUAUCUCUAAAAAGAGGGUGUCUUGAUGAUGUAAGCGUGAUGGUGGUUCAACUAACCCGAUUCCUGCAGUGACUGGCUUGAGAGAUUUAAUUGGAAACGUGCUGCAGUCUCGAGGUUUGAUAGUCCGGUGAUGCUUUUUGAUGUUGGGCGGACAUCAAAAGCUGAAGUAUAUUUCUAUGCAUAAUUAGUGUAGCAGAGUUUAACUAUAUAUAUGCAAGGCAGAUAUUAGUUUCAAUUUUUGUUUAGUGCUUUUUUAGACUGACAUUGAUAGGUUUAAAUAUAGCCUUAUAUUGUUCCAAAUUUUCUUACAUAACAGGCUCUGCCUAACUUUAGUCGACUGCGUAAGUGGAGCUUUGUAGUGUAGAAAGUUCGAAAGUGAAUAAAAUCACCUCUGUUAGCCGUUUGUCCAUAUUCGACUGCUUUUGUCAUUAUCAAUCUUUAUUAAAUCUGGU
Molecule: messenger RNA, 1673 nt
Organism: Striga asiatica
Lineage: Eukaryota; Viridiplantae; Streptophyta; Magnoliopsida; Lamiales; Orobanchaceae
Source: the annotation of a GenBank genome assembly